AUGUCGGCAUCUUUCGCCGGUGUGUCCGUCGUCUCCCACGGCGGCGAGUUGUGCCCUUGCGCCGAGUUGUCCGCCGACACCAGCGCGGACUACGCGUACCACCUACUUGUGGUCCAAGACUACACCUGCACCAAGAAAUUCACACCCACCGGUCAGAGCAUCAUCUCCCGUCCUUUCAUAGUCGGAGAUCAUGAGUGGUGCAUCCAGUUCUUCCCUAACGGUGACAAGCCAAGCUGCGCUGACUUCAUUUCUCUCUACCUUCGUCGUCUCAUAGACGACGAUGAUGAUGAAGACAAGUUUGUGGAGGUCAAGUUCAGUUUUAGUUUCAUCGACCAGGUUGAGAAGCAGAAGCCGGUGUACAUUCGUGGAAGUAAGACCUACAAGUUCUCCCGCAGUGAGACGACCUGGGGCAGCGACAGGUUCACAAGGAAAGAUGCACUGGAACAGUCACGUAACAUGAAGUAUGAUGGUUUCACCAUCCGGUGUGACCUCAUUGUCUGCAACACCGAGGUGGCCGCCACAAUUACGCAUGACAUAGGCCAGCACCUCAACAAUCUCCUUCAAACCAAGGUGGGUGCCGACGUGACGUUCGAGGUCAACGGCGAGACGUUUGCCGCACACCGGUGCGUGCUUGCUGCCAGAUCGACAGUCUUCAUGGCGCAGCUCUUUGGCCCCAUGAAGGAAGGCACCGCCACUACAUCUAGCGUCAUACAAAUCCAAGACAUGGAAGCAAGUGUAUUCAGUGCUAUGCUUAGCUUCAUCUACACUGACUCGUUCCCUGAGAUGGAGAAGGAUGACAUGCAGGAGGACGAAGCACAAGCCGUGGAAGAAGAGGAUGAAAUGCGGUUGCAAUGGCUGCAAGAGUUAUUUGCGGCGGCAGACAGAUAUGACCUCCAGCGGCUCAAGUAUAUGUGUGUAAAGCACUUAUCUGAAAACAUACAAGUGAGCUCGGUGGGGUCCAAUCUUGCUCUGGCCGAGCAGCACCACUGUCGCGGUUUGAAGGAGGCAUGCUUUAGGUUCAUCCAAGCCCAAUCUCUUUCAUGUUUGCAAAGAAUAAUGGCAACUGGUGGAUGGGAGUAUUUGAUCACGACCUGUCCCACUGUUUUGAACGACCUCAUUAUCAGGCUUGCUUUAAACCAGCGGAACUAGCACCCUAUGCGUAUAUGUGUAUAUGUGUGAUCUUCUAUAGUUGUGUGCCUUGAUUUUGUCUCGUCCUGAAAUUUGUGUAUGUGCAAAUUGUCUAACACAUG
This is a messenger RNA of Hordeum vulgare subsp. vulgare (domesticated barley), 1250 nucleotides long. RefSeq names its product BTB/POZ and MATH domain-containing protein 2-like. Gene Ontology annotation, molecular function: protein binding. NCBI's taxonomy places the organism in Eukaryota, Viridiplantae, Streptophyta, Magnoliopsida, Poales, Poaceae. The transcript has a single exon. The coding region runs from base 1 to 1149 and encodes 382 amino acids. Gene Ontology annotation, biological process: protein ubiquitination. The record is from RefSeq and is a predicted model, not a curated record.